Monopterus albus (swamp eel) is the source of this 1331-nucleotide messenger RNA. RefSeq names its product nucleotide binding protein 2 (MinD homolog, E. coli) (gene nubp2). The coding region runs from base 152 to 958 and encodes 268 amino acids. Gene Ontology annotation, biological process: iron-sulfur cluster assembly. NCBI's taxonomy places the organism in Eukaryota, Metazoa, Chordata, Actinopteri, Synbranchiformes, Synbranchidae. Gene Ontology annotation, molecular function: 4 iron, 4 sulfur cluster binding; ATP binding; ATP-dependent FeS chaperone activity. Gene Ontology annotation, cellular component: cytosol. The record is from RefSeq and is a predicted model, not a curated record. The transcript is spliced from 7 exons.
CGGUGGUGUUGCGUGAGAGGCGGGGCUUAGGUGCUGUGCUGGGUGAUUGGAUAGAUAUUGCGUGACGAUACGAUACACGGAAGUAAUUGACUCGUGCAUGUCGGCGAUAACCAGAGUCUAUGGUUGAAUCCUGUAGCCCUAACUCUAAACUAUGGAACAAACUAAUGAUGGGAGUUUAGCUCAUGUCCGGCAUGUUGUGUUGGUCUUGUCGGGUAAAGGAGGAGUGGGCAAGAGCACCAUCACAACAGAAUUAGCACUGGCUCUCAGGCAUGCUGGCAAGAAGGUUGGUAUCCUGGAUGUUGACCUAUGUGGGCCCAGUAUUCCCCGCAUGCUGAGUGUGGGCCGGCCUGAUGUACACCAGUGUGACUCAGGAUGGGUGCCAGUCUACACUGAUGCCGAGAAGAGCCUCGCCCUUAUGUCCAUCGGCUUCCUACUGGAGGACCCAGAUGAAGCAGUGGUGUGGAGGGGCCCCAAGAAAACUGCUUUGAUUGGCCAGUUUGUGUCAGAUGUAGCAUGGGGAGAGCUGGAUGUGUUGCUGGUGGACACGCCACCAGGAACAUCUGAUGAGCAUUUAGCGGUACUGGAAAACCUCAAGAAACACAGAGUGGACGGUGCCAUUUUGGUCACCACACCACAGGCAGUAUCUACAGGGGAUGUAAGGAGAGAGAUCACCUUCUGUAAGAAGACAGGUGUACGGAUCCUGGGUAUCAUAGAGAACAUGAGUGGCUUUGUUUGUCCACACUGCUCUGAAUGCACCAAUAUAUUCUCAAAGGGUGGUGGCGAAGAGUUGGCCAAACUGACUGGAUCAGUAUUCCUAGGUUCUAUGCCCUUGGAUCCUCUGCUCGGCACCAGUCUAGAGGAGGGCAGAGACUUCAUACAGUCAUUUCCUGACAGUGCCACCUUCAGUGCUAUCAGCAGUAUUUCUCAGACUCUGCUCAACAAUCUCCAAGCAGCUUGAUCAUGACAAUUUCACUCAAAUUUCUGGAGUAUGUUCAGAUUUUAGCACGCAGGUUCUGUGAAAUGUAUAUGGCGUUUUCUUUUUCCUGUACAGAUUACCUUUUCAUACUGCCAGGAGUACAAUGCAGGCAUUGUGUGCAGUUAUCUUUCAGUGCUGCAGUUACUGAGAAGUGAGCCACUGAGCAGUGAUUACCAGCUCUCAGCCAAGCAAAAGGAAGAGAUGAAUACCAUCAACGGCAAUUUAGCUAGUCUGUUUUGCAGUGAUUUUAGGGACAUACUGAUGUAAUAGGUGAUAAAGUCAUGAUGCUUGUACAACUCUAAAGGUGUCAGUGAAAUAUACAGUACUGAAAACACUACAUUUUGUUUGGAAGCCA